CUAGCUAGCUAGCAGGCUAGCUGCCAGGCGAGGGACUUAACCCACUUAACCCGGGUGACACAAACUACUCUAUGUAAGAUGAAUGCUGACGACAAGUUGGAUGGCAUGCUGCUGAAGUACAGCAGCGGAGGGAUAGAUGGAGGAGGGCGAGUCGGGCUGGCCGGCGGAAGAGGACUAGUGGUGAUGACCCUGGGUGAACGGUCACUGGUGAACCACCCUCUCUUGGACGAGGACGAUGAUGAUGAAGACGACGAGGAAGAUGACGAGGAGGAGGACUUGACCGGGACCUCGCUGGUCACUCACGACCUUGUCCCACCAGAGCAGCUGAUGAUGCAGGAGGAGAUGAUGAGGAAUAAUGGUGGUGGAGAAGAGGAGGAGGGAGGAGGCGAGGUGGGAGUGCAUUUCCCCCUAAAACUCACCAAUAAGUUGCCGUGCUUGCUACAUAUGCCAAUAAGCAUCAAGCAGGAAGUGAAGCUGUCUGAACCAGCGGCCCAGAUAAAGAAGGACAAGAAGGCCUCCAAGGACCUGCUGGUGUGUCCCAAGAAGAAGAAAAGGAAGCAGCAUUCACCAGCAAAGAUUCUCAGCAACAACGACGACGAAUCAGUGGGCAUGCAGAAUCCCAAGUGUCACAUCUGUGGUCACUGUAAUGCUGCGUUCAGAACCAACUAUCAUCUGCAGAGGCACGUCUUCAUUCACACUGGUGAAAAGCCAUUUCAGUGCAGCCAGUGUGACAUGCGCUUCAUUCAGAAAUAUCUCCUCCAGAGACACGAGAAGAUCCACACUGGGGAAAAGCCUUUUCGCUGUGAUGAGUGUGGGAUGAGAUUCAUUCAGAAGUAUCACAUGGAGCGACACAAGAGGACUCACAGUGGAGAGAAGCCCUACCAAUGUGACUACUGUCACCAGUACUUCUCCAGAACAGACCGGGUUUUAAAGCACAGGAGAAUGUGUCACGAGAACAGGGAGAGAAAGACCAACAAGGCUGCUGGAAAAGUGGGAGCUUCACGUGAAGCAGAUUCUUUAGGUCUCCCCAUGCUUGCCAAAGAGUGCUCACUGCCCAAGAAGAAGCGGAAGAAGGGUGCAGACAAGAGCUCAGGCGCUUCCUCCACUGUCCAGACGGAAGGGCACAUCAUCGCUGUUGUAGAAACGGAGGAGAAGGAGGAGCAGAGACAGAAAAAAAUUGAAGGUCCACCUCUCUAUGAUGUGACCUCCAAGGUCAAACACGAGUAUGUGAUUGCCGACUACUCAGUGGAGUUUCCUGAAGACACUGCCAGCCACCACCAAGAAGAAGAAGACGUGUCCUCAGAGGAGACGACCCCUCCUAAGCUCGUUCUGAAGAAAGUCCCCAAGACUAGUCUGAAGCAGUCCAGCGAACAGACUCCUCCUUGUCUGUCCACGUUGUCUUCCUUCGAGGAAAAUACCAAGGUCACACAGUACACCUUUGAAAUCGUGAACAAACAAGGCCUUCUAGAAAUGGAAAGCAGCACUGCACUGGAGCCAGUCGAACCCCUUCAAGGUGGACCAAUGAAGCCAGCAGCCAGCAGCACAAACUACGACGACGCCAUGCAGUUCAUGAAGAAGAAACGUUACCUUCAGGCUGCGAUGGCCAACAACAGUCGGGAUUAUGGCCUGAACACGAGCAGCAUCUCCUCCCAGCCGCCUGUUACACAAACCGUGGUGUCGGCAGUCAUUGACGAAACUGUCCCCGUCACCAUUCUGGAGUCGCAGCCAAUCACCGCCGAGAUCAAGGCAGCUCACGACAAGAGUGUGUUACCAGAUGAGGUUCUUCAGACGCUGCUGGAGCACUACUCCAACAAAGCUAACGGCCAGUCGGACAUUUCCUUUAGCGUGGCAGACACGGAGGUGACGUCAAGCAUAUCCAUCAAUUCCGCCGACGUUUCGGACAGCAGCCCCGUCGAGAGCCUCGGAGCCUCCAGCGCCCAGGCCCCCCCGGCGACAGAGAAGGUCAGCCUCCUGCAAGAAUACUCCAAGUUUCUCCAGCAAGCCCUGGAGAGGACCAGCCAGAACGACACCUACCUGACCAGCCAGAGCCUCAGCCUGGUCUCUGAAAGCCCCACGCUAGCCGGACAGCCGCUGUUCUCCACCGAGAAACAGUUUCCUUCCCCCAGCAGGUUCAAAUCAGGAAUGAGCUCCCCGCUGAGGUCCCCUUUAGACAAACCUCACUUUGGAUUACUGGUCGGGGACUCCCAGCACUCGUUUUCAUUUUCAGGCGAUGAAACCACCCCUCCCUCCGCAGUGUCGCCCGCUGAGGAGGACUUUCUGGAGCAGGUCUCGCCCUCUAAAAAGACAGAGUCCUCGCCGGGAAUACUGCAGACAUUUCAGAUAAGCUCCUUCGAUCAGAACUUCAAAACUCACUUCCAGACAUCGAGAUCUGGAGCCUCCGCACAGUUUACUGUAAACAACGGACAAGUAAGUCUCCGGGCACACAGCACGGACUUCGCAGAGUUCCCCUUAGUCAGAGUCACUGAGACCAGAUCUCAUCUGAACUCCUCCCCAGACGUUUCAUCCAGUGAAACAUUUGGCUGA
Molecule: messenger RNA, 2544 nt
Organism: Limanda limanda (common dab)
Lineage: Eukaryota; Metazoa; Chordata; Actinopteri; Pleuronectiformes; Pleuronectidae
Gene: znf148
Product: zinc finger protein 148
Exons: 7
Coding region: 79-2544 (821 amino acids)
Biological process (GO): regulation of transcription by RNA polymerase II
Molecular function (GO): DNA-binding transcription factor activity, RNA polymerase II-specific; RNA polymerase II cis-regulatory region sequence-specific DNA binding
Source: RefSeq, a predicted model, not a curated record